Messenger RNA from Durio zibethinus, 4307 nucleotides. The record is from RefSeq and is a predicted model, not a curated record. Lineage: Eukaryota; Viridiplantae; Streptophyta; Magnoliopsida; Malvales; Malvaceae.
ACUUAACCCAACAACAAAAAAAAAAAAAAAAACCUCCUCUUCCGCCUCCUAAGACUGCGACAUUUCUUUGCUUUUCUCGUUUCUCCACCGCUUUUUCAAACACAUUGUUCAUAAUUUGACCCUUCAGAACUCAAAACAGUGACACUUUCCCAACUUUUCUUUUAUUAUUAGUAAUUUUACUUUUUCUUCCUCAUUUCUCCUCUGAUGCCUUAGCUACCUAAACUUUUUCUACUGUUACCCUUUCUGCUGUUCGUACAUUUCCACUCUCGGUUUGUUUGUCCUUUUUUAUUUGAUUUUUCUCUGGAUCAUCUGAUGUUCUGUUUUAAUCAUUUUUUUCCUUUUUUUUUUGUGUUUUGAUUUUAAUGAUGUUUGCAUGAAGUGGGUUGCUUGUCUUUUGUCUAUGUGAUUUAUAGUUUCGUUGCAAUGACGAUUAUCAGCUUUGUUUGGUUGCUACUGAACUAAUAUUUUAGAUGUAAAUUUCUGUUUUUUAGUUUUACUCUUUUACAUGGACAUUGAUCCAUCUUCCCACCAUCAACCAUGUUUAAUUAAGACAUUUUUUUUUGUAAGAAAAAGGGUUUUAUUUGUCUCUUUUGACUCUUUCCUUAGUUUGAACUUUGAGUAUGAAGUGGUAGGUUGUUAACUUUUUUUUUUUUUUUCCAUUUUUUUCAUUCUAUUUAGUGGUGGAGGUUCUCUUCAGGUUCAUGUACACUAACUGUUUUGGUUUGAAAUUAAACAAAUGGAAUACAUGAACUUGAAGGUGGAGGUAUAUUACUAAAAAUUAUAUAUGGACCCACGUUCUGUUUCCAAUUUGAUUCCUUCUCUUCUCUGCUUUGGUUGUUAACUAAUACAGGUCUCUGAUGCAUGGUUUUCAUACGCUUGAAGGCGUUUUGAGUGAUCAUAUCAAUUAAGAGUGAAACCGGUAUUUCUUCGAAGUUCUAACAAUGGUUCUUGGCCUAAGAACUAAGAACAGAAAGGGCAACUUAUUUCAGGUUGACUACACUGUAUAUGUAAAGGAGAUUAAUCCUUGGACACCGUUGCAGUCUUUGCGAUCGGCUCAAUCUGUUUUGCUUCAAUGGGAAAAUGGUGAUCAGAGUUCUGGGUCCUUAACUUCUAGCAUUGGGAAUGGAAAGAUUGAGUUCAGUGAGUCUUUCAGACUUCCAGUAACCUUAUGUCAGGAAGCAUCCCGUAAGAGCACCAACCGUGAUAGUUUCCAAAAGAAUUGUUUAGAGUUUUACUUGUAUGAGCCUCGGAAAGACAAGGUGGCAAAAGGUCAACUUUUAGGAUCUGCUGUUGUAAACCUUGCAGAUUAUGGGAUUAUCAAGGAAACUAUAACCAUUAGCACUCCUAUUAGCUUGACGAAGAAUUCAAGGAACAUAGAACAUCCAGUUCUUUAUCUUAAUAUCCAGCCAUUUGAUAAAGAGAGCUCCAGCUCAUCAAUGAAAGGCAGCUUGUCCAAAGAAGUGUCACUAGACAAGGAUGGCAGUGAAUCUGUUUCUGAAUCGAUAAAUGAAGGAAAUGAUGAGGAAACCGAGAUUGCUUCUUUUACUGAUGAUGAUGAUAUCUCCUCACAUUCAUCCCAAACUAUUUCUUCUUCUAUUUUUGAUCCUUCUAAAGAGUCACAUAGUCAACAUGACAAGAAGCAAUCAGAAUCAGCGAAUGGUGGGAGAGGAAGGCUUGGGCUCACUCUUUCUUCUGGUGGAACAAGUGCAAACUUAGGGGUAAGUCCAGUUGUUGAAGCAUUCAAGCAAGGAAAUGGGAAUACAUCCCCUUCAUCUUCAAUAGAAUUAUCCUCCAACCCUGAGAAUCCUGUAACUGAUCCCAUGGGUAAAGUUUCAUCCUUGGAGACGUGUGUUACCAUUCCAGUAGAUUUGAACUUAGACCAUGUAAAAGAUAAAGACUCCCAAACCAAAAGAGAGGGUGAUAGAAAAUCAUGGAGGCAUGACCAAAGCCAUGUAGACAGAUCUUUAAGUAGCAUUUCACAUGUUGGUCAUUGGAAGGGGAAUGAGGAAAAGUCAUCAUGGGAAGAUGAACUGGAAAGCCAGAUUUUGGAUCCUGAGGAAUAUUCUCUGCAGGACAGGUUAGGUUUUAGACCACCUCAAGAUUCAACGAGAAGGCAAAUCACUUUGAGGAGUAACACUUUAGCAUCCAGCUUGGCAACAACUGAAGUGAAAGGUGGUUUUGUUGCCAAUGAUAGACAAAAGCAUGUGACAUCUGUUCAGUUGCAUUUUGACAAAGCUAAGAGUAAUGGACCGUCAAAGAAGAUUCAGUUUGUGGAGAAGGCGAAGGAAAAUGACAUUCUGGAGAAGAUUCCUAAUGAUAACACAAGUGAUAUACUUAGUGAAAGGGAAGAAACUGCAAACAACCUUUCUAACAGCAAAGUUGACUCAGAUAAGAGUUAUGGGCUGCUAAAGAAGACUCAGUUCAUGGAGAAGGCAAAGGAAAAUGAUAUUCCUGAAAAGAUUCAUAAUGGUUCUACAAAUGAUACAUGUAAUGAAACUGAAGAAAAUGCAAAUACCUUUUCCAAAGGCAAAGUUGAAUUGGAGUCCAAAAUUGAAAUGCUUGAAGAAGAAUUGAGAGAAGCUGCUGUUGUUGAGGCUAGUCUUUAUUCUGUUAUUGCAGAGCAUGGGAGUUCUACAAACAAGGUUCAUGCUCCGGCUAGACGACUUUCUAGAUUCUAUAUUCAUGCUUGUAGAAGAAGUACCCAAGAUAAGAGGGCAAGUGCAGCGAGGGCUGCUGUUUCAGGAUUGGUUUUGGUCUCUAAAGCAUGUGGAAAUGAUGUUCCAAGGUUAACCUUCUGGUUGUCAAAUUCAAUUGUAUUGAGAGCAAUUGUUAGCCACGCUAUUGGGGAAAUGCAGCUAUUUUCUGGACUGUGCUUAAAUUGUAGUAGUGAUGGAAUGGUGUUGGAGGAUUCCUCUCCUCUGGAUAAAGAGGAAAGCAAUUCAACGGAAAGUUCUGAUGACUGGGUGGACCCUCAGACGUUUUUACUUGCAUUGGAAAAGUUUGAAGCUUGGAUCUUCUCCAGAAUAAUUGAGUCUGUCUGGUGGCAGACUUUGACUCCACAUAUGCAGUCUGCUGCUGCAAAGAGCUCAAGCUCAAGGAAAACCACAACAAGAAAAUAUGGAUUAGGUGAUCAAGAGCAGGGUAAUUUUUCAGUUGAGCUUUGGAAGAAGGCUUUUAAAGAUGCCUGUGAGAGGCUUUGUCCCAUUCGAGCAUGUGGACAUGAGUGUGGCUGCUUAGCUGUGCUGGCUAAAUUGGUCAUGGAGCAAUUGGUGGGUAGAUUAGAUAUUGCAAUGUUCAAUGCUAUUCUUCGUGAAUCAGCUGAAGAAAUGCCAACAGAUCCUGUUUCUGACCCAAUAAGUGAUUCAAAGGUUCUCCCUAUUCCUGCAGGCAAAUCAAGCUUUGGGGCAGGUGUACAACUAAAAAAUGCUAUUGGAAACUGGUCAAGAUGGCUAACGGAUCUAUUUGGUAUUGAUGAUAAUGACGGUCCUGAAGAUAGCAAAGAAGUUGGUGAUGACAAGAAUGCUGGAUCUGAGGCUUCCUUCAAGGCUUUCUGUCUUCUAAAUGCAUUGAGUGAUCUCAUGAUGCUUCCAUCUGAUAUGCUUGUGGAUCGGUCCACGAGGAAAGAGGUAUGCCCCAAGUUCAGCGCACCGCUGAUCGGCAGGGUUCUUAACAAUUUUGUGCCUGACGAGUUCAAUCCUAACCCAGUUUCAGAGGCAGUUUUUGAGGCAUUGGAGGAGGAUCAUUCUGAGGCAGGGGAAGAGUCUAUCACAAACUUUCCAUGUAUGGCUACUCCGACAGUCUAUUCACCACCUCCCGCAGCUUCGCUAGCAGGCAUCAUAGGAGAGGUGGGAAAUCAAGCCUUGCAAAGGAGUAGGUCAUCAGUGCUCAAAAAAUCAUACACUAGUGAUGAUGAGCUUGAUGAAUUGGAUUCACCCAUCAACUCGAUCAUUAUUGAGAACCCCCGGGAUUCUCCCACUUCAAAAGCACCGAACUGGCUGAGAAUGGGAAAGGGAGGCCGGAAAGUUGUUAGAUAUCAGCUAAUCCGAGAGAUAUGGAAAGAUGGUGAAUAGCAAUGUUUCUUUUAACCCCCCAUCCCUUGUGCUUCUCUGAACUCGGCUUUUUCUUUUUUUUUUGUAUAUAUGCAUGUGACUCUAGGUUGGUGUAUUAAGUCGUUGAGUUUUGUUGGAUUUGAGAAAAAAUUGGUCUUUUCCUCUAAUUCAUCGUACAUAUAUUAAAAACAAUAAAUUCCUAUUGUUCAUGGAUGAAUGAGAAAGAUGGUAUGACAUGUUUAUUUUGUUCAAAUCCUA